CACCAAAACAAACAAACCCUUUCUUCUUCCUCUCAUAAUCCCUCUCUCUCUUCUUCUCUCUCGCUCGCUGCUCUGUUUAGGGUUUUUCUCGUUCGUCUCUUCUAUAAGUACUAGAGAUGGAUUCUGAUGAACCGAAUGGGAGUGGAUUACCACCUCCACCACCUUUCGUUCCAGCAAAUCUUGUCCCUGAAGUGGAGCCUGUAAAAAAGAACAUUCUUCUCCCAAUGGCUCGGCCUCGAGGCAGCGGCUCCAAAGGACAGAAGAUUCCUCUUCUUACUAAUCACUUUGGAGUCAAGUUCAACAAACCAAGCGGUUACUUCUUUCAUUACAGUGUUGCUAUCAAUUAUGAAGAUGGCCGUCCAGUGGAGGCUAAAGGUAUCGGCCGAAAGAUUCUUGACAAAGUUCAGGAGACCUAUCAAAGUGAUUUGGGUGCCAAAUACUUUGCUUAUGAUGGCGAGAAGACUCUCUUCACUGUUGGUGCUCUUCCCAGCAACAAACUUGACUUCUCUGUUGUUCUUGAAGAAAUACCUUCUAGCAGAAAUCACGCUGGAAAUGAUACAAAUGAUGCUGAUAGAAAAAGAUCAAGGCGUCCCAACCAAACUAAGAAAUUCAUGGUUGAGAUAAGUUAUGCUGCAAAGAUCCCCAUGCAGGCUAUUGCAAGCGCUCUUCAAGGGAAGGAGACAGAGAAUCUUCAAGACGCUCUGAGAGUGCUGGAUAUUAUUUUGCGCCAGAGUGCAGCUAGGCAAGGUUGCCUCCUUGUUCGCCAGUCCUUUUUCCACAAUGACGUAAAGAACUUUGUACCUAUUGGUGGAGGUGUCAGUGGUUGCAGAGGGUUCCAUUCAAGUUUCAGAACUACUCAGGGAGGCUUAUCCCUGAAUAUUGACACUUCAACUACGAUGAUAGUACAACCUGGACCUGUAGUUGAUUUCCUGCUUGCUAACCAGAACAAGAAAGAUCCAUACGGAAUGGACUGGAACAAGGCUCGACGUGUCCUCAAGAAUCUGAGAGUUCAAAUUACUCUUUCCAAUAGAGAAUACAAGAUAAGUGGACUAAGUGAACACAGCUGCAAAGAUCAACUAUUUACAUGGAGGAAACCUAACGACAAGGGAGAAUUUGAGGAGGUUGAGAUCACAGUGCUCAAUUACUAUAAAGAGCGUAACAUUGAAGUGCGUUAUUCAGGUGACUUCCCUUGCAUCAAUGUUGGUAAGCCGAAGCGUCCCACUUACUUCCCCAUUGAGUUCUGUAAUCUUGUGUCUCUACAGCGAUACACAAAAUCGCUUACCAAUUUUCAGAGGGCUGCCCUAGUUGAAAAGUCUAGGCAGAAGCCACCUGAAAGGAUGGCCUCGCUAACCAAAGGUCUGAAGGACAGCAAUUACAAUGCCGACCCGGUAUUGCAAGAUAGUGGUGUUAGCAUUAUCACCAAUUUUACCCAAGUUGAAGGCCGUAUCUUACCAACACCAAUGCUGAAAGUGGGCAAGGGAGAAAACCUUUCCCCAAUCAAAGGAAAAUGGAACUUUAUGCGUAAGACACUCGCUGAGCCAACGACGGUUACUAGAUGGGCUGUUGUGAACUUCUCUGCUCGCUGUGAUACAAAUACACUUAUUCGUGACUUGAUUAAAUGUGGACGGGAGAAAGGAAUUAAUGUAGAGCCUCCAUUCAAGGAUGUCAUCAACGAGAAUCCUCAGUUUAGGAAUGCACCAGCUACUGUGAGAGUAGAGAAUAUGUUUGAGCAGAUAAAAUCCAAACUCCCAAAGCCGCCUCUGUUCCUUCUUUGCAUACUCGCUGAAAGGAAAAACUCUGAUGUUUAUGGCCCUUGGAAAAAAAAGAAUCUUGUUGAUCUUGGAAUUGUGACUCAGUGCAUUGCUCCCACCAGACUGAACGAUCAGUAUCUCACCAAUGUUCUCCUGAAGAUAAAUGCCAAGCUUGGUGGAUUGAAUUCGUUGUUAGCUAUGGAGCGCUCACCAGCAAUGCCAAAAGUAACGCAAGUUCCUACCAUCAUUGUUGGGAUGGAUGUAUCCCAUGGUUCCCCUGGCCAGUCUGAUAUACCAUCAAUUGCUGCUGUUGUGAGCUCAAGACAAUGGCCACUCAUCUCAAAAUAUAAGGCAUGUGUACGCACACAAUCACGCAAAAUGGAAAUGAUUGAUAAUCUCUUCAAACCCGUCAAUGGCAAAGACGAAGGAAUGUUCAGGGAACUCUUGUUAGACUUUUACUACAGUUCAGAGAAUAGGAAACCAGAGCACAUCAUUAUUUUCAGGGAUGGUGUAAGCGAGUCUCAGUUCAAUCAAGUUCUUAAUAUUGAAUUGGAUCAGAUGAUGCAGGCAUGCAAGUUUCUUGAUGAUACGUGGCAUCCGAAGUUUACAGUGAUAGUUGCCCAGAAGAACCACCACACAAAGUUCUUCCAGUCUCGAGGCCCUGAUAAUGUUCCUCCAGGAACAAUCAUUGACAGCCAGAUCUGUCACCCACGCAACUUUGAUUUCUAUCUCUGCGCCCAUGCUGGCAUGAUUGGAACUACAAGGCCAACACAUUACCAUGUUCUGUAUGACGAGAUUGGGUUUGCCACAGACGACCUCCAAGAACUUGUGCAUUCUCUGUCCUAUGUCUACCAGAGGAGCACCACUGCGAUCUCAGUCGUUGCACCUGUAUGUUACGCUCAUUUGGCAGCUGCACAGAUGGGAACUGUGAUGAAGUAUGAAGAGUUGUCUGAGACUUCUUCGAGCCAUGGAGGAAUCACCACACCUGGAGCAGUCCCUGUGCCACCUAUGCCGCAGCUGCACAAUAAUGUUUCAACCUCCAUGUUCUUCUGUUGAUGGAACAUGGUCCAGUCCACACGAUAGCUGAGUUUAUAUGCUUUUGAUGGAGAACCAACGAACUUUUGUUUACUCUUCUCUGGGUUUGGUUCCUCUUUUGUUUUUCGUCGACCCUUUAACAUUGAGGAGAUACUCUUUAUAUUCUGUCGGUUUUUGUGGGCGCUGUUGGUUGAUACUUUAUUAUGCUUAAUCAGAUUUGGUAUUUUAAGGCAUUGAGUUCUCUUCUUUUUUUAACGUCGAUCUGAUGUUGUGGCUGAAUUACAUAUAG
Messenger RNA from Arabidopsis thaliana (thale cress), 3075 nucleotides. RefSeq names its product Argonaute family protein (gene AGO9). The transcript is spliced from 23 exons. Gene Ontology annotation, biological process: defense response to virus. NCBI's taxonomy places the organism in Eukaryota, Viridiplantae, Streptophyta, Magnoliopsida, Brassicales, Brassicaceae. The record is from RefSeq and is marked reviewed. The coding region runs from base 117 to 2807 and encodes 896 amino acids. Gene Ontology annotation, molecular function: nucleic acid binding; RNA binding.